AUGAUGGUGUGCGAUGGGUACGUGAGUGACGAGACGAUGGGGACAAUUGCUCCCGUUGUUGUCUAUUGGGUUUACGCCGGAGUUUACCAGAUUCUUAGCCUUUAUUUGGAUAAGUUCCGGUUUCACAGCCUCCACGAAGAGCACAAGAAAAACGUAGUCCCAAUCAUCACUGUGGUCAAAGGAGUCUUGCUUCAACAACUUCUCCAAGUCGCAAUAACCCAAUUAGGAUUUGUUAUUACUUCCUAUGGUGAAGAAACCUUGAAACCCACGGUCCAACCUCCAGUAUCAAUCCAGAUCCUUCAGAUAUUACUAGCCAUGUUCAUAUUCGACACGUGCCAAUACUUCGUCCACCGUUACAUGCACCACAACAAGUUCCUCUACCGUCACGUUCACUCGCACCACCACCGUCUCAUAGUCCCUUACGCCGUUGGUGCUCUCUACAACCACCCGGUCGAAGUCAUAACCGACAUGCUCGGCGGAGCCGCAGCGUUCUUUGCGACGGGGAUGACACCGAGAACGAGCGUUUGGUUCUUCUGCCUCGCCACCGUCAAGACCAAUAGACGAUCACUGCGGUCUACUGCUUCCGGGGAACGUGUUCCACGUUUUGUUCAACAAUAA
Molecule: messenger RNA, 618 nt
Organism: Arabis nemorensis
Lineage: Eukaryota; Viridiplantae; Streptophyta; Magnoliopsida; Brassicales; Brassicaceae
Source: the annotation of a GenBank genome assembly